Mytilus trossulus (common blue mussel) is the source of this 1213-nucleotide messenger RNA. Its product is annotated as cell cycle checkpoint protein RAD1-like. NCBI's taxonomy places the organism in Eukaryota, Metazoa, Mollusca, Bivalvia, Mytilida, Mytilidae. The record is from RefSeq and is a predicted model, not a curated record. Gene Ontology annotation, biological process: DNA damage checkpoint signaling; DNA repair. The coding region runs from base 92 to 934 and encodes 280 amino acids. Gene Ontology annotation, molecular function: 3'-5' exonuclease activity. Gene Ontology annotation, cellular component: checkpoint clamp complex; nucleus. The transcript is spliced from 8 exons.
UCCUGUAAUGAAGGAAAAUAAAUUCAAUUGAAAAUGGCGGGGGAAACAAAAAAAUGAUUUUUCUGACAAUUUUAACCCAAUUUAUCUGACUAUGGCACUUUCAACGCAACAGCCUGAAAAUGAUGAUAGAUAUGUACUUUUAGCUAAAAUAGACAAUGCGAGAAAUGUAUCGAACAUUCUGAAAGCCAUUCAUUUUAAAGAGUCAGCCACAGUGUUUGCUAGUUCUAUGGGAUUUAAGGUGACAGUUGAAGAUUCUAAGUGUGUACAGGCCAAUGCCUUUAUUCAGGAAGCUCUGUUCCAUGAAUUUGUAAUGAAAGAAGACCAGAUCACCUUUAAAAUCAAUCUAACAGUGCUACUGGAAUGUCUAACAAUAUUUGGUGGGACACCAGGAGAAAGUACCAGUCUAAAGAUGUGUUACGCUGGCUAUGGAUGUCCUCUUAUUCUUGUUUUAGAAGAAGAUGGUGUUCUGACAGACUGCAGUAUUAAGACUUUGGAACCAGAUGAGAUCUUAGACUUCAACUUCUGUAGCACAAAUGUUAUCAAUAAAAUUAUUAUGAAGUCAGAAUGUUUAAAGGAAGCUUUCAGUGAGCUAGACAUGAGCAGUGAUAUAUUACAGUUCCUGAUGUCACCUGACUCUCCACACUUCAGAUUAUCUACCUUUGGUAAUGCAGGUAGCACACAUUCAGAUUUUCCUAAGGAAUCAGAUAUGAUGGAAUCAUUCCAGUGUACACAGACACAAACUAACAGGUAUAAGAUAUCUUUAUUGAAGCCGUCAGUGAAAGCCCUAGCACUAUCCACGAGAGUAUCCAUCAGAACAGAUAAUAGAGGAUUUCUCUCAUUACAGUUUAUGAUCAAGAAUGAAGACGGACAAGUUUGCUUUGUAGAAUUUUAUUGUGCACCAGAUGAAGAUGUAGAUGAAGGACCUGAGCCAUAGAAGAUAAUGAACACUUCUUAUUGAAAUGUGCCAAGCAUUGUUGUUCUGAAAUGUCAUGAAUCAUGACUUACUAAGACUUAUUUGAAACUUUUAAGGGCAGUGAUACCAACAUACUUUUUAUAAAGAUUCAAACUAAACACUUGUAAAAUCAUGGAUAUGUCGACUCAUUUGUGGAACUAUAUGAAAUUCUGCAAUGACUUCCUCAAGCCUUGUUAUUUAUUGAAUUAUUUGUUAAGAAUAUUAGUUUACACAUGCUGUAAAUAAAAUAUAAUGUAACAU